CGUGGCGCCGCCACCAGCUCGGGCCCUCCUUCCGGCUGAGCGAGAGGCCGCAGGGAUCCCCUUCUGUCCCAAUGCAGUGGAGCUGAGAGCGCCGGCGGGCCUCUGGAUCCCGCUGCAGACUUAGGAGAUGCCUGGGACAAGGAGGCCACCUCAGAGCAAAAGGAAAAGGAGGUGACAAGUGUUGAGACCACUGAAGGGAACCCAUGGCUAGGAUCAGUUUUUCCUACCUCUGCCCAGCCUCCUGGUACUUCACUGUGCCCACAGUGAGCCCAUUUCCCCGUCAGCGGGUGGCAUUCCUGGGACUCUUUCUCAUCUCCUGUCUCCUUUUACUUAUGUUAAUCAUGGACUUUCGAUCUUGGGGUGCUUCCUUACCACGCGACAGGCAAUAUGAAAGGUAUUUGGCUCGAGUAGGGGAGCUGGAAGCUACUGACACUGAAGACCCAAAUCUGAAUUACGGACUUGUCGUGGACUGUGGCAGUAGCGGCUCCCGUAUUUUUGUUUAUUUCUGGCCAAGACAUAACGGGAACCCCCAUGACUUGCUGGACAUCAAACAGAUGAGAGACCGCAACAGCCAACCAGUAGUUAAAAAGAUCAAGCCAGGAAUCUCUGCAAUGGCAGACACUCCAGAACAUGCCAGCGAUUACCUUCGUCCUCUGCUGAGUUUUGCUGCUGCUCAUGUGCCUGUGAAGAAGCACAAGGAGACCCCCCUUUACAUCCUCUGCACAGCAGGCAUGAGGCUUCUGCCUGAGAGGAAGCAGUUGGCUAUCUUGGCUGACCUUGUGAAAGAUUUACCACUGGAGUUUGACUUUCUCUUUUCGCAGUCUCAGGCAGAAGUGAUCUCUGGGAAGCAGGAAGGGGUUUAUGCAUGGAUUGGAAUCAACUUUGUUUUGGGAAGAUUCGACCAUGAGGAUGAAUCAGAUGCUGAGGCUUCCCAGGAAUUGGCAACAGGACGCAGAAGGACAGUUGGGAUACUAGAUAUGGGAGGAGCCUCUCUCCAAAUUGCUUAUGAAGUUCCUACCUCAACCUCUGUUCUUCCUCCAAAACAGGAAGAAGCUGCCAAGAUUCUGCUGGCUGAAUUCAACCUGGGCUGUGAUGUGCAGCACACUGAACACGUGUACAGGGUUUAUGUCACGACCUUUCUGGGUUUUGGGGGCAACUUUGCCCGGCAGCGCUAUGAAGAUCGUGUGUUGAAUGAAACUCUUAACAAGAACAGGCUGCUGGGCCAGAAGACAGGUCUGAGUCCUGAAAAUCCAUUUCUGGAUCCAUGCUUGCCCGUGGGGCUCACAGAUGUGGUGGAGAGGAACAGCCAGGUCCUGCAUGUCCGAGGAAAAGGAGACUGGGUGACUUGUGGGGCAAUGCUUAGCCCCCUGCUGGCUCGCUCCAACACUAGCCAGGCCUCACUGAAUGGCAUCUACCAGUCACCAAUUGACUUCAACAACAGCGAGUUCUAUGGCUUUUCCGAGUUUUUUUACUGUACAGAGGAUGUGUUGCGCAUCGGUGGCCGCUACCAUGGGCCAACAUUUGCCAAGGCUGCUCAGGAAUAUUGUGGUAUGGCUUGGUCAGUACUAACUCAGAGAUUCAAGAAUGGCCUCUUUUCGUCACAUGCAGAUGAGCAUCGACUCAAAUAUCAGUGUUUUAAAUCGGCUUGGAUGUACCAAAUCCUUCAUGAAGGAUUCCACUUUCCUUAUGAUUAUCCAAACCUGCAGACAGCUCAGCAGGUAUACGACCGAGAGGUUCAGUGGACGCUUGGAGCCAUACUGUAUAAAACACGAUUCUUACCACUCAGGGAUCUACGGCAGGAGGGUGUCCGACAGGUCCAUGGUAGCUGGUUCCGUCUCUCUUUUGUCUACAACCACUAUCUCUUCUUUGCCUGCAUCCUGGUGGUGUUACUGGCCAUCAUCCUGUACCUUCUGCGGCUACGCCGAAUUCAUCACCGACAAGCUCGAGCCUCAGCUCCACUGGACUUGCUGUGGAUCGAACAGGUGGUGCCCAUGAUUGGUGUGCAGGUGGGGCCAUGAGGCCAGACAGGGACUAAAGAAGCUGGAGUACCCCAGAGUUGCUGCUGGUUGAAUUCCAUCAUUUUCUUCUGCUAGCCUCAGAUGCUGCUUCGCCUGAACUUGUGGAUAUUUGGCCUUGGAAUUUCUACUUUAAUUCCUUCUCAGUACACAGGUCCUCUUCUCUGAGAGAAACUAUAAUCCAGUCUGUGAAGAACUAAGUAACAGAGAUUGGUGCUAGCAAAGGGGACUACCCUUAGUUCAACUGAGGCAUGCUUCUACUCCUUUAUCCGAGAGGUCUGGUGCGUUCUGGGAUCUAGCCUUUUCUCUCCUCUUGCUAUAAAGCAUGAGAUUUGGCAUUGGGUACAAUGGAAGCCUUAUUGAAACUAAACUUGGAGCAUUUGAUGCCAAGCUGGAGACAUUUUAGGAAAUGCAGGAGCCUUUCUUUCUCUGUAACAGAGAUAACAUUUAUGUGGAGAUCCACAACCUUUAAUAUGGAUCCAAGAUCUUUGCAGUUCAAUGGACCAGCUAUGAAUUUCCAGGCAAACGUAAUAACAGAACUUCCUCUUACUUGACAAAGAAGCCAUCAUGGGUGUGGUCCAAGAUCGCUGACAUAGUGUUGUGGAUGUUGGUAUGUGAUUUUAAAAGGUGGAAUCCUUACUGAUGGUCCAUUGAAAAUUUUGAGGAUAUCUUAAUCUGAUGCCUGGUAUGACCAGGAUAGAAAUUUUUUCUGCAUCCGUGUGCCUCACAGGCUGUUUAGGCAUUCAGUUACUUUUUGAGCUGUAAGUGUGCUUGUAGGAUAGAGAAGCUGUGAUGGGGAUUGGGGAACUGUAUUUGUCUGGUUUCAGGUCACUAUAUGCUAGGCCUAUCUUUAUGAGCCUCUGUAGGAAGUUUCAGAAAGAAUUGCUUCAUGCUAAGAUCAAUAAUGCCAUUUGGGAAGGGAUGUACUUGGGUUGUUUACAAAGAAGGGAAGGGCAGUAUCAGGAUUGUGGGCAAAGGCAAUACAAUUAAAGCUCUUACUUAUUAAGGUUUUUUUUUUUUUUGAGAAAUAGAGAUUUCCUCAGUUUCUGACUCGGGGAAUGUCUGAAGGGAGCAAGUUCUACACUUUAGAAUAAAUGUUUAAUAAACCUGUUAAUAAGCCACCUGGCAACUUUCAGAACCUCUGUUAAGAGAUUGCUCAGUUGUAAACAGCAUUUCCAUUAAUGAGGAGAGAAGAAAGGUUACAAUAAUUACAUUUUAAUCCACUACCCCUCAGGAGCUCUGCUUCUCUAAAUUUAGUCUUUGAGUUGCAUGAGGAAUUUUCUUUGAUCAGCUCUCACCCUCCCCGCAUGGAGUCACUUUUUAUUGUACCCUUUCCCACAUGUGGCCCUUAAUGUCUGCCCAUGACUGUGCUCCUGCAGUUGAAGUAGCUUUCUUUUCUUUUGGUUGCCUUUGAUUUGUACAGUUAGGUGAGUAGGGGAAAAGUCUCCUGGCUUUAAAUAAAAAAAAAUAGAGGAAUUCUUCAAAAAUAAAUUCCAUAUGGGAAUAGAAAGGAAUUAAAUGUUUCAUAAAACAGAGAAAAAGAAAUUAAGAUACUCCAAGAAAUAAACUGAGAUGAAAAUAAGUAUACUGAUUCUUGGCUGGUUAGGAAAAAGGUAAGGAGUCUUGUUUCCUUUGGAAAUAUUUUUUACUUUGCAUUAGGGCUUAUGUCACAGCAAUUCCCUUUAAUUUUGAAGACUUCUAGAUUGCCUUGAUUUUCUUUUACUUUUUUAUUAUUUUUGUGUCACUAUGAGUGAGCCCUUGCCAUUUGAAAGCUGAUUAUAAUAAUGUCAGAAUAUGUUUUGCUAACCACCUACUCAGGUAACCUUUUCCCACCUCACCUUGGUUUCCAAAUAUUAUUUUUGGUUUUCUUGUGAGGGAGUGAUCUAGUGAAAAGCUACCUGAUUGGCUAACAGUGAUCACAUUCAUGUGCUCAAAAUGAAGUUGAAGUGGGGAGGAGGUGUUGAUUAGUCCAAUUUGAAAGUUCUUUUUAGUAAAGUUAGUCUUCAUACUGUUGUAAUAAUAAUAGCUACCAUUUGCUAAGCAUUUUUUAUGUACCAGAUACUCUAUUAAUAAAGAAUUUUAUGUGUAUUA
Molecule: messenger RNA, 4106 nt
Organism: Choloepus didactylus (southern two-toed sloth)
Lineage: Eukaryota; Metazoa; Chordata; Mammalia; Pilosa; Megalonychidae
Gene: ENTPD7
Product: ectonucleoside triphosphate diphosphohydrolase 7
Exons: 13
Coding region: 204-2018 (604 amino acids)
Biological process (GO): nucleoside diphosphate catabolic process
Cellular component (GO): membrane
Molecular function (GO): nucleoside diphosphate phosphatase activity
Source: RefSeq, a predicted model, not a curated record